This is a messenger RNA of Saccostrea echinata, 1152 nucleotides long. RefSeq lists its product as uncharacterized. The coding region runs from base 281 to 919 and encodes 212 amino acids. Lineage: Eukaryota; Metazoa; Mollusca; Bivalvia; Ostreida; Ostreidae. The transcript has 7 exons. The record is from RefSeq and is a predicted model, not a curated record.
UUUUAAAGUCUUGCAUCAUUAUUUUUAACUUUGAUCUGUUCAAUUUACUACGCUAAAUUUUAAUGCGUUCUCAUAUCUUUCGUUUUAUGUGCAACUGAGGAUUUUAAUGCGUAAUUUGUAUUUUACUGACAUUUGGAUACCAAAUGCUAAUUUUAGUCUAGGAUUCUCUAUGAGGCCAACUGGAUAAAAAUUUGUGACGACUACUUUGAAAAGAACAGUAUUCUUUCUGAGAAAUUCAUAAAGGGAUGUAAUUCGAGUUUUGUUCUUUCUUUUCCACAUUAUGCUGAAAGUAAAACCAUUUUGUUGUCUGCUAAUUCCUUUUUAUGAAAUGCAGGUUUUGUGUGUCAUUAACUGCCCAAGCAUACAGCAGACUGCCAGGCCUGUUAAUGAAUGCCCAAAGAGCGAAGUAGCAUGGAAAGAAGCAGCUGCUAGAAUGAACUGCGAACAUAUAAUGCAAAAUUGUUCACAACAACGCCAGUAUGAAUACCACUGUGCUUUGAAUAUCUUUCUAAAUGAAUCGUGGGAAUUAUGCAGCAUAAUGAAAUACAUGCUGGGUUACUGCAUGGAAUAUAAUGAAGAAGGGAAGAGGAUUCAGAACAAUUAUCAUCGGAAAUGUUUGGAUUUGAAUCCCCCUUGUCCAACAAGAUACAAGUCAACAGAAACAUACAAAUAUCAAUCCUGCUAUAAAAAAGUGAAGGAAAACGACCUCCUUUCUUCUAAGCUUUCUGAAACGACUUUAAGGCUGGACAACACUACAAGCAGCACAAAUGAUAAGAAUCAUAACGGAGAAAUGCAAAGCGAUUGGAUAAUUGUUGUUAUGUCGUCGAUUGUAAUCUUUGGAACGCUUGCUGUGGUUGGAUAUAUAAUAUGGAGAAAAAAAUUGAACAGAUUGAAAAAGAUGAGAAUUUUAUACCAUUAGAUCUUGUUUUGAAGUAUAUGUAAUAUAACAGCAACUUGGAAAAGACUUCUUCGAUCAACGAUUCUUUAAACGGAGAGUAACACUUUUUAACACAAUUUAGAAGGAAAUAUACCAUAGAUCCAGGCAAAAUCAAACCUCAGAUGGCCCACCAAUAUACAUAUUAUUAUUUUUGUUAAAUUAUUAUUUUUAUUUUAAUUUCUUUUUUCGUUUUGUGAAAGAAUUAUGACUGAUGA